Molecule: messenger RNA, 751 nt
Organism: Coccinella septempunctata (seven-spotted ladybird)
Lineage: Eukaryota; Metazoa; Arthropoda; Insecta; Coleoptera; Coccinellidae
Exons: 2
Coding region: 260-586 (108 amino acids)
Source: RefSeq, a predicted model, not a curated record
AAUUCUGCACAUAGUUCGUUGGUAUGGUUGACUGCAUCUUCUUUAAAACAAGUUCUCUUUUAUUUUUUCUUGAUGGUACAAGUAACGUUUCUCGAUAACUGUUUCUAAACGACAAGGCGGCGGCGUCUUCAUGACAAUGCCAGUGGACGAGAAGCUCUUGCAAAUACCUAGGUGAAAUUAACAGUGUUUGAACAGCGUUAACGUCUUGUCGUGUCUCGCUGACAUCUAUGCAUUUUACCAGUGCCUGAAAUCGAUAGAAAUGUUGUGGUUGACCACAUCAACGUUACUCCUGAGCCUCGUGUACACCAGCGGAAAGGCAAUUACCUGCAAAUGUUGGGACGGCUACAAACCGCAUAUUUCAAAAGAAGGCCCCGAGUGCUUUGGGGUUCAACUGAUGCACAUCAUGCCCUGUAACACGCCCAGAGCCCCCAGAUGCGUGUGUACCGGAGAAGUGAACAAUAUCCUGAAGGACAGAACGGGAACUUGGUGCUCCACCAUGAAGAACGGGAAGGAACUGAAGAGGUGGCCCUGUGAGAACACCAGGGAUUGGGACGAGUUUUUCGCAAGAUACCCGGACUUCAACUGAUCAGCUCCAUAGGUUUUUACGAUAAGAUAAUAUUAGUGGCUCUCAACUAGGACCUAUUCCUUGAAUUUAGGAGUCGAAUCUUUCGAUCUAUUUGAAGUUAACUUUGUUUUAAACCAUAAAUUUUCCUGAAAAAUACCUGAAAAUAAAUAUUUGAGUAUACAAAUG